GCCGCCCAUGGAGCCCAACGGGACGGCGGCGGCGGGGGCGGGCAACGCCUCGGCGGGCGGCGGGGCUGCCCCCGCGGGCGGCCCGCUGCUCAUCCCCUCGGCCUUCGGGACGGUGCUGUCGGUGAUGUACGUGGCCGGGGUGGCCGGCAAUGUCUACACGCUGGUGGUGAUGUGCCACUCGGCGCGCUGCGCCGCCCCCAUGUACAGCUCCAUCGUCAGCCUGGCCCUGGCCGACCUGCUCUACCUCUCCACCAUCCCCUUCAUCGUCUGCACCUACCUGGCGCAGGACUGGUACUUCGGGGACCUGGGGUGCCGCAUCCUGCUCAGCCUGGACCUGCUCACCAUGCACGCCAGCAUCUUCACCCUCACCCUCAUGUGCACCGAGCGCUACCUGGCCGUGACCCGGCCCCUGGACACCCUGAAGCGGUCGCGCGGCUAUCGGAAGGUCACGGCGGGGGCGGUCUGGUCGGUGUCGCUGCUGCUCACUCUGCCCAUGAUGCUGAUGGUCACCCUGACCGAGGGGGGCAAGGCGGAGGGCAAGGUGAAGAGGAUGUGUGCGCCCACCUGGAGCGUGGAUGCCUACAGGACCUACCUGACGGUGCUCUUCAGCACCAGCAUCAUGGCCCCGGGCAUCAUCAUCGGCUUCCUCUACACACGCCUGGCCAGGACCUACCUGGAGUCCCAGAGAAACCCCCCCCACAAGGAGAAGAGCAAGAGGUCCCCCCGGCAGAAGGUCCUCAUCAUGAUUUUCAGCAUCGUGCUGGUCUUCUGGGCCUGCUUCCUGCCGUUUUGGAUCUGGCAGCUGGUGCGGCUCUACAGCAGCUCCCUGCAGCUCACCACCCAAACCCAGAAGUGCAUUAACUACCUGGUGACCUGCCUGACCUACAGCAACAGCUGCAUCAACCCCUUCCUCUACACCCUGCUCACCAAAAACUACCGGGAGUACCUGCGCAACAGGCACCGCAACUUCUACAGGUUCACGUCGUCCUUCCGCAAGCGGGGCUCCAACCUGCAGUGCUCCUGGGGACGGUCCAUGUCCUCCAGCAACCAGUACGACUACAGCUCGGAGGCCCUGGGCAUGGCCACGCUGAAGGACAAGUGAGGAGGAGGAGGCGCUCCGGACACACCGGGACCAGCAGAGCGUCUGGCCAAGGGCUUCUCUCCUUCCAUUUGCCCUCGUGCUCCAUCCCCAGAGGAGUCAGCCCAGGACUGGGUCCCCGAUGCCGUGCUCCGGGUUGCAGGUGAAGGAGAUGGUGAUGGCAAAGCGAGUGCCCCAGUGAACCUUCUCCACACGGUGAAGGUUCUCUGACCCAGAGGUGAAAAAGGAAACCCGGCCUGUAAAGACAAGUAUUUAAUCAGUGACAUGGAGUUUGCCUCUCAGCUCUCUCCACACAAGUUUAGCUGUUGUCUCAGUACCUGAGAGCCCACAGGUCAUCACACAAACUGUUAUGAGCUUAUGCUGCACUCUGACAGCUUUAUGUACUGUUUAAAACAUACAUUAAUCCUUUGUGCUGCGAAGCUGGAGAUGUAAUUCCACUGUGUCUCAUAGUUUAUAAAAGGCAGGAGGAAGCCAAAAGCAUCUGAAGCCAGUUUUUAGUUGCCUCAAUUAAAAAAGCGCAGCUCUAGUGACUGCCCUCAAAGUGUAUUGAUUUCCUCCCUGCUCCCCUUCUAGUCUGGGCUCUAAUUUUAGACCAAAGAAGGAGGAAGUACUAAAGUCUUCAAAAAGUCUUCAGUGACAAAAUGCUCAGCAGGUUUACAAGCACCUGUGGCAGUUUCUCAGCAUUGCACCAAGUAUUUGCUAUUGCUUUCUGUGCCUGCUCUGAUCACUCACUGUUCAGUCAGGUUACAGAGUCCUGUAUCAGUCAUGUACAAAUUCACUUUCCUUAGAAAGAGCCACUCCAUCAGUGUAUUGCCUUGAGAAUUGUUUAAGAAAUGCAAGUGCUUCCUGCUGUGCCCCAUCCUGCCCCAGCUCUGACCAUCCCCACCUGCCUCAGGGCUCUCCGGGCCUCACGUGGCAUCCAGGUGAAAUGCAGCGACUCUGAUGUGACAGCAGAGGAACAUUGGCAUCCCCCUGGAUGAGACAGCAGAAUGGAGCCCUCUGCACUUCCACAUUAUUAAACUCUUCUGAGAACAAACAAGUUUGAUGUUUAGCAACUGACUCCGAACUGACGCGACUCCACGGGACGGCUCCGGUUCUCCUGAGGAACCAAGGAAUGCUCACCUGCUCAGCUGCUUCAUCCCAAUAGCUUGUCUUGUCCCUACUCGGGCUUUUUUCCCACUGUUCAAAUUAAAGUUUGUUUCAAAGGUUAUCAAAGGGAACUCCUGUUGCCAAUCUAACUGUGCCUGGGAUGCGAUCAGGCAAAAUGAAACACUUAGAUGCCUAUUUAGAGUCUGCACAAGAUAAACUUACCCCACCCAACCCUUACCCCAUCUCCACUGUAAGAAUGGGCAUGUAGCUGGUUUGCUCUUCUAUAAGUGAUCCAAAAGAUCCAGAAGUUCCUUUGCUUGCACACUCCUAAGCAGCACACGUGGGAGACUGGGACAGAGCCAGGCUGGCUUUAUGGAGCUCAGUUUACCCACUGAUCUCUGAAUUCAGUCUUUGGGAGCAGCCCCUGAGUCCCUUUCACACUGGGUUCCAGCUCACAUCUAAUCCUCAUGCAGUUCAGAGUCUUUCACAGCUGCCAAGCACAAGUCAUAUCAUACUCUUCUGUUCCUGUGGCUGCCCAUCAAUAAUGGCUAAAGCUUUACAUAUGUAAAGAGCAGAGUCAUUCAUAUGCACAGCUCAUUUCCACCUUGGUGUCCUGCUUUUCUGGAUGAAAGGCUAAAUGAAGGCAACAUGCUCCUACCCUGCAAGUGUUGCAAUGAGUGCUCCCCUCAAGGAUUUCAUACAAAGUCCCUGCCUCAUAAUUUUUUUUUUUUCCUUUUAAACCUUAUUUCAACAUCAUCAAAGUACUUUGAUAUCAAUCCCUCACCUACUCACCCAAAGCUUUGCCUUAAACUGACUUUCAAGUUGUUUUGUUUGAUCUCUUUCUAGAAGUUGUAGUAAUUCAGAGUGGGACAAGGUUCACUGUAUUGUUUAAGCCAGUUAAACUGGAUUUUUUGGCUACACAGAAGGUCUUUUAAGUCCUUUCUUUAAUAAAUAUGUCUUCAUAUA
Molecule: messenger RNA, 3154 nt
Organism: Pseudopipra pipra
Lineage: Eukaryota; Metazoa; Chordata; Aves; Passeriformes; Pipridae
Product: urotensin-2 receptor-like
Exons: 2
Coding region: 8-1102 (364 amino acids)
Biological process (GO): neuropeptide signaling pathway; regulation of blood pressure; blood vessel diameter maintenance
Cellular component (GO): plasma membrane
Molecular function (GO): urotensin II receptor activity
Source: RefSeq, a predicted model, not a curated record